Molecule: messenger RNA, 2225 nt
Organism: Andrographis paniculata
Lineage: Eukaryota; Viridiplantae; Streptophyta; Magnoliopsida; Lamiales; Acanthaceae
Product: probable receptor-like serine/threonine-protein kinase At4g34500
Exons: 7
Coding region: 336-1760 (474 amino acids)
Biological process (GO): protein phosphorylation
Molecular function (GO): protein kinase activity; ATP binding
Source: RefSeq, a predicted model, not a curated record
CUAUAAAAUAAAUGAAAUGUAGAAGGGUAGAAGCGUCAUUUGAGUGAAAACGGUCGGCCAGGCGCUCCUCUUGAUUGCUGGUCUUCUUCCCUCACUCGCAUGCUCUGACUCAUCACGGUCUUCCCGUCGAAGUCACUGCAACACAGCCCUUAAAUCAUGCAAUCAAUUUUCUAAGUAUCCGUUGUGCCGCCAUUUUUCAAGCUUCGAGCUGGUUUCCCUUAUACCACUCGUUUUCUCCAUUAUUCGUUUUGUAUAUCCACUCGCCUUGUCGGAUUGUGUGGGUGGUGGUGUGCUGAUCAGUUCUUCAAUCAUAAGGCGCGAUCUCGCCGGAAGUGAUGGCGGGAGCCGGCAAUGAAUCCGGAGGGAGUAUUCUCACUGCCAAAACUCCUGUAUUCGGUCAGAAGCUGUACGUACUCGUCAUAGCCACUGCUGUGCUCACGCUCGCCAUUUUUGCGCUCCUUUUCCUCUUCCUUCGUAGGAGGUGGAGCUCUAACCGACGCCGUAUCGGCGCCAAACUCGGUUCAGGACGUUUGCCCUUGGUUUGCGAAGAAAUCGGGGAGAUUAAAGAGACGAAUAGUCAAGCGCAAGCUGUAACCAAACCACUUGGCGAUGAUAGCAGCAAAAAGGUUUUUCUGAUUGCAGACGUCGCGAGAGGAAUCGAGAUCGAGGAGUCGGAGAGCAACGAAUCGAGCACCACUCGGAGCGAGUCUUCGUCGGCAUUAUCGGCGUCCACAGACGGUUUCGUAAACCUCGCGUGGGGUCGGUGGUACACCUUGCGGGAACUCGAGGUCGCAACGAAUCAGUUCGCCGCCGAAAAUGUGAUCGGCGAAGGAGGAUACGGCGUCGUUUAUCGCGGCGUUUUACCCGACGGUUCCGUAGUUGCCGUAAAAAAUCUUUCCAACAAGAAGGGGCAUGCAGAGAAAGAUUUCAAGGUGGAAGUUGAAGCCAUUGGCAAAGUCAGACACAAGAACCUCGUCGGUUUGUUAGGAUACUGUGCAGACGGUGCUGAAAGGUUGCUUGUAUAUGAGUACAUUGAUAAUGGAAACUUGGAGCAAUGGCUGCAUGGUGAUGUUGGCCCAAUCAGCCCUUUAACUUGGGAUAUCCGAAUGAAAAUUGCCAUCGGGACAGCAAGAGGACUCGCAUACUUGCACGAAGGACUAGAACCCAAAGUCAUCCAUCGCGACAUAAAAUCCAGCAACAUUCUUCUGGAUAGAAAAUGGAAUGCAAAAGUGUCGGAUUUCGGACUUGCCAAAAUAUUGGGCUCAGAGAAGAGCUAUGUUACUACACGUGUAAUGGGAACAUUCGGAUAUGUCUCCCCCGACUAUGCAAACACCGGUAUGCUCAAUGAAGGAAGUGAUGUCUACAGCUUUGGAAUUCUGCUCAUGGAAAUAAUUACUGGACGGAGCCCCAUAGACUAUUCCCGCCCUCCUGGGGAGAUGAAUCUGGUUGAUUGGUUCAGAAGCAUGGUAUCUAGCCGUCGUGGCGAAGAUUUGGUGGAUCCCUUGAUCGGUGUUCCUCCUUCCCCGAGAACUUUAAAGAGAAUAUUACUUGUCUGCCUACGCUGCAUCGAUAUGGAUGCCUAUAAACGUCCAAAGAUGGGGCAAAUUGUGCAUAUGCUUGAAGCCGAUGAAUUUCCUUACCAUCCUGGACAUCUUCCUCUCCGGGAGCCUCUCCCACUUCCUCCCCGAGUUGUUGGCAGAAACAAAAUCCUUAAUCCACAGAAGAACGAUGAUGAAGAAGAAAGACUCGGGCAGAGAUGAUUAUUACAGGACAAUGGUUGGUGCAUUAUAAGGUAUUCUACUUUCUACAGUUUAUGAUACUCUACAGUUAAUCGAUGAUGCGUAUUUUCUAUAGAACACUCCUGCGUUGUCGUAUAUCCUCUUGGCUUAGUUCUACCAUUAGAUCUUUAUACAUGGAAUCACCCCAUUUACCAACAAAACAUAUGUGUUAUUACAACAUAGCAACUGAUUAUCCAUGUAUCACGGCCGAUGAUAGAGCCAAGCAAUGAGGAUGUAGGAUGACGCAAGUUUUAUACAGAAAAUAACAAACAUACACACAGGUACAACAGAAACUCCCUUGUUACAAGAAUAGAAACAGUGUUGUUUUUUCCAUUUGUGAAGAGUAUAGAGUUAUUUAGUUUAAUUAUUUUGUACAUACAUAUAUAAGGUGCUGAGAAUUAUACAUUGAAUUUUAUACUUGCAUUAUUUAUUUAUUAUAUUUUUAUA